CUAGAUCCAACCCAGACACGAAAAUCAUACAAUCGACACGAGGCCAGAGACAAAGAAAGGGCCUUCCUAGCCAAGGAAUGGGCUACCUUAUUGCUAUUCCGACCUACGAACCGAACACAAAAGCCACUAUUCAAACCAGCAGACACAAAAUCUCAUUGAUAAUAGCCCCUACACGACUAUCAUGCGCAUCUUUGGCAUUAAACUUGUCAAUGAGUUCCUUCACAUCACCUUCAAACCUCACUUGAGGGAUGCCAAAGGUCCUGACACCACUGGAUAGCUUCACGAAGGGCAAUAGUCUCUACCACCAGGGGAUCAACCACGCCCUCAAAGAACAAUCAUUUCGCUGCCACCACAUUCCCUCCUCCAUCCUUCACAAUCAGCCCUCCCGCUGAAUGGGAAUUAGCACGCACCGCACCAUCCCACAUACAAACAAGAGCUGACAUCUCCUCCUCGUCCUGAUGAUGCUGUGAAGUAACCCAACCUAAGACCAAUCUAUGCUCCGGUAAAAACACCCACUCAUGUACCUGUUGAUGAUAUUGGCGCAUCAGUUGGGAAACCAAGAACUGCUUGCCCUCAAAAGCCGCCCAAUUUCUUGAUUUCCAAAUACGUCAGAGGAGUGCUACCAAGGCCAUAACUUGAUCCGGCUGGGUCAUCCUAAGCAAACAUUUCUUAAGGAACAAAGGGAAGGUAUGUCGUGGCAGAUCUUGCCCCAGAUGAUCCAAACCCGAAUGAGCCUAGAGAGCUGCAGCGACUGCACACUCCCAAAAGAGGUGCUCCAUCGUUUCAGACUCCGCCCAACACACCGGACAGCGAGACAAAAUCUGAACCCUUUUUCAAUCAAGGCUUCCGUGGUAGGCAAAAUACGGUGAAAAAUUUGUCAGAGGAAUAGCUUAAGUUUAGGUGGGAUAUUGAGGGCCCACAUUUUCAUCCAACUCUCCCUAUCCAUCCAGCUCACUCUGGGGCGCCACACCCCUACCUAGCUAUCCACCAAUACCGCUAGGUGAUAGGCGGAAUUGACAAUAAACACAUAAUCACUCGUAUCAUUUCAUACCAACUUAUCCUCGAUACUCAUAGGAGGUAGGGGGAUCGCCAAAAUCUCUCGACUGACCUCAGGAGGAAACAUCUGCUGAAGUGAAUGGCGACACCAACCGCCCUCCACAGGAUCGAGUAGCUCUGCCACCUUUGAACUCCUUCCUUCUUAAAGCCAAGAAUUUAAAACAGUACCGGAGUUUGUAUAGAAUAAAUAAACGGUACUUGAUUUUGUUUUUUAAUUCUGGUAUCGUUUCAUAUUAAUAAAAUUUCAUACUAUAUUGAAUUAUGAUAGACAAUAUUUCUGAUCGGACCGACAUUACAAACUACUUAAACCCCAUUUAUAGAAAAAGAGAAUAUUUUUUUUAUGACUUAGAUUUCUUUACUAUUGUCAUUUUUCUCUUCUCACGGUUAGUUAAUCCUCCUUUUCCUUGUACCCAAACAAAUGUAUAAAAUAUAUCAGCAAAUUUCUUUAAUGAAGAAAAAUAAUAUCUCUUUUUCUUCUUCUUGCUUGCAGCUGCUUUCUUCAUGGGUUGCUUUCAGCAUCCGAACUUUUGCCAUAUUAUCAUCAGUCUUUCCAACCCUUUAAUAGAGAGAUAGGAUUUGACCCACAAAAAGGAAAAUCAGAAGAGAGAAAAGUGAAAGAAGAAGAAAAGAUUAGAAAGAGAAGAAAGGAAAAAGAACCCACAAGAGAAGGCAGAAUGGAGCUCACUCCCCAACAUGGUUUCUUAGAGGAGUUGCUUCAUCAUCAUCAUCAUAAUCAGGCUCUCCCUACAAGAGAAAGCUGGUCAACUUUUCCUCUUGCUGCAGCUGGACCUACUUCUUCUUCUACUACUACUUCUACUGAUAAUCUCUUCUCCAAUGGCUGCUGGAGCUUUGACUCUUUUGAUAGCCAUCACCACUCUUCAGCAUUGCCUUCCAUGGCCACCUUCAUUCCUCCCCCACAUCUUCUUCCUCCAUUUCUUCCCUUUGACUGCACUUACGCUGACCAACAAGCUGAUUACCCGUUUUGUCCUGAUGGUGAGUUCAGCAUUGACCAGAGUUCGCCAUCUCUACUAAUCCAACCAAACACAGUUGAUGAGGAAGAGCAGAUUGGGGCACUUUUCUGCACCCAGCAGAAUGUUGAAGAGGAAGUAAAUGGGGACAUGGAAAUGGGGUGCUGCAAACCAGAGGAAACUGCAGGGGAGGACGGGGAUCUUGCUCAUCUCCAACCUUGUAUGGCUAUGGGGUUUUGUGGAGAGAAGAAGGGCAAGUCUAAGAGGGUAGAAGGGCAGCCUUCCAAGAAUCUAAUGGCUGAGAGGAGGAGAAGGAAGAGGCUUAAUGACAGGCUCUCUAUGUUGAGAUCAAUUGUGCCUAAGAUCAGCAAGAUGGACAGAACUUCAAUCCUUGGUGACACAAUUGACUAUGUGAAGGAACUCCUUGAGAGGAUCAACAGAUUGCAGCAAGAAGAAGUGAAAGUAGAAGAAGAGAGUGAGGAUGGAGUUAAGCAAGUCAAGUUGAUCACCAACUUGAAUGACACUAAACCAAGUGAAGCUCUUGUCAGAAACUCCCCCAAAUUCAGUGUAGAGAAGAGAGAAAUCGAGACCCGGAUCGACAUCUGCUGUGCACCAAAACCGGGACUGCUGCUAUCGACUGUGAACACCAUUGAAGCAUUAGGCCUGGAGAUUCAGCAGUGUGUGAUUAGCUGCUUCAAUGAUUUCUCAAUGCAGGCUUCUUGCUUAGAGGGUGGGGAGCAUAGGUCAGUGAUGAGUUCUGAAGAUAUAAAGCAGGCCUUGUUUAGGACUGCUGGCUAUGGAGGGAGAUGUUUGUGAAGGGGGAAGAACUGAAAAGUAGAGAGACAAGAGAAGAGGCUGAAAAAAUGUCUGGUCACAAUCAGAGAUUCUGCAGGGAAACAAACAAUGGAGCAUUUUGCCAAAGUCUGUUGUAGCACUCAUGGGAGUGAUAAAUGGACGUUGUAAUCAGUCCCACCAACUGUACUUUCUAAUCCUCUAAUAAGUAGUAGUAGUAGUAGAUCUUGUCUCUUUCAUUUUCUCGGCCAACUUAAUCCCUUCAAUCAAGGUGUUUUAUGAUUAGGUUAAGUGAGCUUUGGUCUAGUUAGCUAUCUUUUCCUGCACUAAUAAAUAAGGACAGCAUGAAGAGCUCUGAGGACAAUUUGUUUGAAUAAUUUAGCAGCAGAAGGGCAUGUGGGCAAGAAUGUUGUUUGAAUAAUAAAUGAUUGCAGAUAUU
Linum trigynum is the source of this 3255-nucleotide messenger RNA. The record is from the annotation of a GenBank genome assembly. Lineage: Eukaryota; Viridiplantae; Streptophyta; Magnoliopsida; Malpighiales; Linaceae.